This is a messenger RNA of Mesocestoides corti, 786 nucleotides long. The record is from the annotation of a GenBank genome assembly. Lineage: Eukaryota; Metazoa; Platyhelminthes; Cestoda; Cyclophyllidea; Mesocestoididae.
AUGAACUAUUUCUUGAAUGCUGAUGUUUCCUUCAAUGAAGGGCUAGGCGUUGGAACCGAUUCGGCUAGAGCUCGCAUCCUCAGACUGUUCUGCAUUGUCGUCUUCCAGAAAGGACGUGACAAUGCGCAUCGGCUUGGUGGUGCUCGCGGUGACACUCGCUAGUUUUUGCAUUCCACGACUCCGUGCCUCUUGUCUCUUCGCCUAACAUACCUAAAGCACGUGUUGACUGCAGCACGUCAUGUCAUUGCUUGUCCCCACUUCUCACCAAUCACAGCUUCAUCAAGCACGACUCGUUCAGGCAGUCCCAACACCACACCUCUGGUGUCUGCUACCCAGCACCGCAUUUCUUACGCACUUAUUCACUUUGCCAUGGACAAACUGACUUUCACGGUGGUGUGGCAAAAUCACAAUGGCACAAACUUGGCUGCAUCUGGAUGUGGGGGGAAGAACGAAGUAGACGAAGUGCCACCCAGUUCCAUUGUGAUCAGGUUUAAUGAGGUCGCCGUCGACUGUGCAGUGAUUUGGCAGUACAGUGGCACUUUGAUGCAAGUUUACGCCCCCGUCUCAAACAAAGAAGCAGCUAUACGAAUCCUCAAGGAAGCAGCUAAGAGGCAUAGACGUCGUGCAGGCGUAAUGCAAGAUGGAUUUGAGGGCAGCGCCAUACUGGCUUCGCCCUCGAACCCGUGCCGAGUUCAAAAGGCUCUGUUAGCUGCCUUCACAGUCGCCUUCCUACUUAUUGCCCUUCCUUUGCUACGUCUGAUGCUCAUGCUGGCUGCUAGUGUGUGA